AAAAAAUGUCUGUCUGUUUGUACACGCUAAUCUCCGGAAUUACUGGAUGGAUUUUAAUGAAGGUUUUUUGUUGCAUAGCUAUGAGGCCGAUGCAAUAUAAAAAAUAUGAUGCAAUAUUUUUGAAAACUAGAAUAGCUUAUGUGUUACUCUAACGGACCAUCUAAACUAUAAGAGUUAUUGAAACAAUGUCCUAGCAAAAGUAGUUCACACUGCUAAGCAUUUUCUAUUGAGGUAUAAAAUUAAAAGGAAAUAAAAUUUUCCUUUCAAAAUUUAACUAUCAACUUAUAACCUCAUUAUACACAAAUUAUAUCACCAUAAAAGCUUGUCGCGAGGUUUACUUGUGUAAAUAAACUAGUACCUAUUUAAUUGAGUUAAAUACUUAUAGGUACUUACGCACGUAAUAGCUUAUUGUAUAUUGUCAUCCAAACUAAACGGGUAUACAAAAUUUCAGCUCAAUCGGUUGAAGAUAUCUGCUUCAAAAUUGAGUAGCAAGAUUCCACCCGAACAAACAAACAAACAUACAUACAUACAUUGCAAGUUAAACAAAAGCUUUUAAAAAUCGAAGAUCUGGAACAUCUCAUGUACAAUUUAAGUAACACAUAAUUAACUGGAAUCAUACAGCCCACGCGAACGAAGUCGGGGGCAUCAGCUAGUAAAUAAUAACCAUGCCUAUAUACAUUAUUUAAAUAUAAAUUACAAUAAACGACCUUGUGAAACGAAACACAUGUGCUAUAGCGUUAUGUAUACGUUACAGAUUCGACAGUAUUCAUAUAGAAUUCGUAUUGGUCACAGAAAAUAAAUUGGUUUUCAUAGAAAAUACUUCGAAUGUGACAUGAGCUGUAUUUUUUUGUCAAAAUGGCAAAUACUUUGUCAAACUGGCCUUCGCCAUUUUUGAAACAAUGCUUCGUAACAGCAGGAGUAGCUAUCAACCUGUCACAGUUUGGGAUCGUCGCAGCGUAUGUGGUGGUCAUAUUGCCGCAGCUCAAUCUGCCUGGAGCUGACAUCGUCAUGGAUGAAGAGACUGCCUCUUGGUUCGCUUCCAUCCAAGGCUUGACUCUCAUAAUCGGGACUGUAAUGAUCGCUCACCUGAUGGGGAAGUACGGCAGAUGGGUGACUAACGUCUGCAGCGCCGGGCUCAUGUUCACUGGCUGGGUGCUCAUCGUGGUGGCUGACAGUGUCGCGUGCCUUAUGCUGGGCCGGUUCCUGAAGGGGAUCAGCCUGGGUUUAAUCAUAGCUCUGUGCCCCGUCAUCAUUGGAGAAUGCGCCAGCCCCAGGUACAGAGGCUCGUUCCUUGCCUCCACUACAGCCCUCUUGUCCAUAGGAACAGCCUUCGUUCACUUCAUCAGCUUCCUCUUACAUUGGAGAACUGUGGCCUUAUUGUGCGUGGUUAUUUCGUUUAUAAAUUUAUUAAUUAGUAUAUACUCGCCAGAAUCACCUAGUUGGUUGGCGACUGAAGGACGAUAUGAUGAAUGUAGAAAAGUCUUCCGUUGGCUUAGAGGUCCUGAUGAAGAAGAAGAAUUACAAAAGAUGAUACAAGCCAACAUGACGGAAAAAACUGUAGAGAAAGAAUCCGUAUUGCAAGCUAUAAAAAAUAGAAUCAAUAUAAUAAAAAAGAAAGAAGUAUAUAAGCCAGUUAUAAUAGGAAUACAUUUGAAUAUCUUGUGUUAUUGGUGUGGACUUCCGGCGAUCUCUUCCUUUCCUAAUGAAGUGAUACACUCUAUUGUCGGAAUUGGUCAUAAUACCCCAGCAAUUCUUAUCACACUAGAUAUUCAAAGGUUGAUUACUAACACUAGUGCAAUGUAUGUAGUUAAGAAAGUUAAGAGAAAAAAUAUGCUGCUUACAACAAUAUCUUUAAACGCAGCAUUGUUUUUUGUUAUAGCUGGAUACGUUUACGCUAGAGAACAAAGUUUAUUACCGUUUGAUCAUCCUCUUAUAGGCGUAAUACUUCUUCACAUUCAUAUGUUUUCUAUGGCAAUGGGAGGGUUACCAUUACCAACGAUAAUUUCUGGAGAAAUAUAUCCUUUGAAAUACCGUAGUUUUUGUAGUUCUGUCACAACAACGAUAUCAUCAAUCAAUCUAUUCCUAGCCUAUAAAACGUUUAUACAAACUGAGCAAAAACUGAAGAUUUUUGGAGCUUAUAGCAUAUAUGGUUUGAUAGUGAUAUAUUGUUUAAGUGUAACGUAUCAUUAUCUGCCAGAGACUAAGGACAAAACCCUUCUGGACAUCGAGAACGAAUUCAGAGGAGCACCAGCCAAAUCUAAAGAUGUGGCUGCAGAAGUACUGAUAAGAAGUGAUGGUGGAUCUGAAAUAUGAUUAAAUUUAUUUUAAGUAGCGAUUAAGUACUUCUUUUUAAAACAUUAUCAUCUCUAGAUUUUCCUUGUCAUGGGAUAACUACAUAGUAAGUUCGUAUAAAAUAAAACCGCCCGCCGCGGCUGUCUGUUUCUAAGAUUUCUUCUUUUAAGCCAGGCAACGGUUUCUAAUGCAGUUUUCACUGUUAUUUAGACAAUGUAUUAAAUAAAGUUACAACGCAAAAUAGUAUAAGAGGCUGCUAUUAGACCAUGCAAAGCCGGACUGCCUGUAAGGGUAAACUGUUGAAACUUGUAUGUGCUUGGGCCACAAUACCUUGUAACUAUACAGUUUACUGCAAUAAAGAUAUUGAAUUUAUUGAAAAUACAGAUUUAUAAUAUAUAAUAUUCAUUUUAA
Molecule: messenger RNA, 2703 nt
Organism: Plodia interpunctella (Indianmeal moth)
Lineage: Eukaryota; Metazoa; Arthropoda; Insecta; Lepidoptera; Pyralidae
Product: facilitated trehalose transporter Tret1-like
Exons: 4
Coding region: 856-2313 (485 amino acids)
Biological process (GO): transmembrane transport
Cellular component (GO): membrane
Molecular function (GO): transmembrane transporter activity
Source: RefSeq, a predicted model, not a curated record